Molecule: messenger RNA, 2004 nt
Organism: Oncorhynchus gorbuscha (pink salmon)
Lineage: Eukaryota; Metazoa; Chordata; Actinopteri; Salmoniformes; Salmonidae
Product: protein eva-1 homolog A-like
Exons: 8
Coding region: 189-1658 (489 amino acids)
Molecular function (GO): carbohydrate binding
Source: RefSeq, a predicted model, not a curated record
AGUGAAUUGCUGCUUGGGUCGAGCUCUCGUUCCUUCUCUCCUCCGAGGAAUGAUGAGGUGAUUCGGAGCACCAACAAUGGGACCGAGCAUGUAUUGAUGCUUGCCACGCAGAACCUAAACUCCAAAGCAACCCUGGACCUUCAGAACGUGGAGGAGAAGUAACUCCAAAACGUCUCGCUGUUUCAAGGAUGUUCUUCCCAGAUGUGCCUCUCUCAGCCAUCAAUUACGCGCUCGUGUUGGGAAUAACGUGUCUGACGGUCUUCUGCAACUUCACCAAAAGUUCCUCUGAGUUUUCAGGUUACCUAUCCAAAGUGUUGAGGAACUACACCGAGCAGGCUUGUGACGGCGACUUCCUGUCGGUCCGCUGCCCGCCCCGCACCACCAUCACCGUCCAAUCGGCUUUCUACGGCAGGAAAGGCCCCUCCCACCCCCAGCAGUGCCCGUCCUACCAGAGAUACACCCUUGUAGGGACACACCCACUGGAGGAUGACACAUAUUGUUACAUGUCCACUGCACUACAGAAAAUGUUGGAUGAGUGCCAGGACAGGAGGAUCUGUCAGGUCCUUGUCAACAGUCGUCUCUUCGGGAUGGACCCGUGCCCCAGUAGCAGCAAAUACCUCAUUGUGUGGUACAAAUGCAUGCCUAAUGAGUAUAAGAGUACGGUGGUGUGUGAGGAGGAGAGGAUGAAGCUGAGCUGUAAACAGGGGAUGCAGAUCGCCGUCUACUCUGCCAUGUUUGGUCGAACCCAACAGGGGACCCUGGAGUGUCCUACCCACCACAGGGCACCCUCCGUAGACUGCCAGUCGGGCGUGGCUCUCCAAGUGCUGAUGGCCCGUUGUCAGGGGAAACGGAGCUGUUUGGUCCGGGCAUCCACGCGAGAGUUCGGGGACCCCUGCUACUCUGGCACCAGGAAAUACCUCAGUGUCAUCUACACCUGUGUCCCAAAGAAUUUGCUGCAGCAGGUGCCCAGCCCCAGAGUACCAGUGUUUUACCCCCCAUCACCCGGGGCCCAUGACCCAAACGUGGUUGGAGACAGUGCUCCCCCUGAUGAGACGUCGGGCAUAACCUCUGACACUGUGCUCUCAGUUAUCCCUUCAGGCAAGAAGAAGCGAGGGAGAGAGUCAGGCUCCUACUCUGGGGAGGUGAAGACGAACGAGGAGGGAGUGGAGGAGAGCGUCCCCCAGCCUCCGGACAUGAACCCUGUAAUCAACUCUACGCCGGGCAGCACAAACAUGGCCCUCAUCAGUAGCACACUGGCAGCCUACAACUACAUAGCAGACCACCCAGAGCGUGCAGCUCUCUACUUCCUGUGUGGCGUGUGCCUGGGCCUCUUCUUUACCCUCUUUGCUCUGGUCGUCCAGAUCUCAUGCCGCACCGACUGCCAACCCCGCCGUCGCCCAGGCACCACCACCAAGAAGCGUCUGCGGCCCUCCGACUCCUCAUCCGACUCCAGAGACUCUGACUCAGACACCACGUCAGACCUGUCAGCCCGCCGCCACCGCCGUUUCGAGCGCACUCUCAACAUGAAUGUGUUCACAUCAGUGGAGGAGCUGGAGCGUGCUCAGAGGCUGGAGGAGAGGGAGAGGAUCAUACGAGAGAUCUGGAUGAACGGUCAGCCAGACAUACCCGGGACGCGCAGCCUCAACCGCUACUACUGAGGCAGGACCGUAAAGGAACUUACAUUUACAUUUAAGUCAUUUAGCAGACGCUCUUAUCCAGAGCGACCUACUAGAUCUAGAAAUGGGGGGGGCUGUGAAGGUUGGAGCGCAGUACUUGAGAUGGGAUGUGUAGGACCACAAAUGGACCUCUGGGUUUUGGGAAUGGGGCCCCAUGACCUGACGGGGACCUGCGAAGGUUUGGAACCCUCUGUCUGGGUAUCUCCCUCUGUCAGUCUGUCUGUGUCCAUGUGGGUAGUCUAGACCAGGGCUGCCCAACCCUCUUCCUGGAGAUCUACUGUACAGUAGGUUUUCAGUCCAACCCUCUUCCUGGAGACCUACUGUCCUG